This is a messenger RNA of Psammomys obesus (fat sand rat), 1933 nucleotides long. It is a transcript of the gene Tmem35a, whose product is annotated as transmembrane protein 35A. Lineage: Eukaryota; Metazoa; Chordata; Mammalia; Rodentia; Muridae. The transcript is spliced from 2 exons. The coding region runs from base 115 to 618 and encodes 167 amino acids. Gene Ontology annotation, cellular component: endoplasmic reticulum. Gene Ontology annotation, biological process: chaperone-mediated protein complex assembly; positive regulation of protein localization to cell surface. Gene Ontology annotation, molecular function: acetylcholine receptor regulator activity. The record is from RefSeq and is a predicted model, not a curated record.
UCUGCCUGCUGCCUCCGCAGCGUGCCUCUAGCUCUCCCAGUGUUAACUGCCUGCGCCUUGACAGUCAAGCUGCGCAAAGCAAAAGGGUUAGUUGGGACCUGCUUUGGCGACUCCAUGGCAUCCCCACGAACCGUAACUAUCGUGGCACUCUCAGUAGCCUUGGGACUCUUCUUUGUUUUCAUGGGGACUAUCAAGUUGACCCCCAGGCUCAGCAAGGAUGCCUACAGUGAGAUGAAACGUGCUUACAAGAGCUAUGUUCGAGCCCUUCCUCUGCUGAAGAAAAUGGGCAUCAAUUCCAUUCUCCUGCGGAAAAGUAUUGGUGCUCUCGAAGUGGCCUGUGGCAUUGUCAUGACCCUGGUACCUGGGCGUCCCAAAGAUGUGGCCAACUUCUUCCUGCUCUUGCUGGUGUUGGCUGUGCUUUUCUUCCACCAGCUGGUUGGUGAUCCUCUCAAACGUUAUGCACAUGCGCUGGUGUUUGGAAUCCUGCUCACUUGCCGCCUGUUGAUUGCCCGCAAGCCUGAAGAUCGGUCUUCUGAGAAGAAGGCUUUGCCUGAGAGUGCAAAGGAGCAACUCUCCUUAUAUGAGAAGGCCCCACAGGGCAAAGUGAAGGUGUCAUAGAAAAUUGGAAGUGCAAAAGUGGACCUUCUAGGCAGUUCCUCCUUAACUAAACCCAAGAAGAUAUCAGUGCAGGUUUUCAUUUGAUGUAUUUAUCUUGGGUGGAAAGAGAAAAAUAUAAUCUGCAAGUUAAAUUGGCUUGUGUACAUCUAUACCCUAAAAUUAACACCCCACAUUGACAUUCAUUCACCACCUUUAAUCACUCUGGAACAACGUUCACAUCUUGCUGCAUGUACAUGUAUAUGGCUACUAUUGAGGUGUAUUUGUGAGAUGGACUCCAGCAAGCAUGUGACUCUGAGAGUAUGUGUGGAAAAAUGUGUUUAAGUCCUAUGUGUAUGAGAAUACAUGCAUGUGGAGAGGAGGCUCUGAUCUUCAACUAAUCCUGCACAGCUAUCCUUCCCUCUAAAAAUCGAUUCCUGCAAAGGUAGAAUAAAAGAAUCCUCCCGUAAAGAGAAUUCUUUUCUGGUAGAAAGCAAGUAACCUAUUCCUUUGUGGGGUGGGAAACCUUCUCUGGGUUAAGCUGUAAACUUAAACUCAUAAUAUUAGGAGAAGAAUUUCUUCAAUUUAAUUAGCCUCUAGCUCAACUUUUAAGUUUUAAACACUCAACAUCAAGUUUAAUUAAAGCAAGGGAUAUAUGCAGCCAAUAGACAGUCUGAUUCUUCAAGCCUUGCAGAGGGGGUUCCUCUUUACCUUUGUCUGAGCCCAAACUACUGAGCUCUUUGGCUAGCAGUUUGAAAUUCAGUUUAGUAACCUUUUAUUAGACACCUUCAAAUUUGGUUUUAAACCCAGAGCUGCUUCACUUUCACCAUUCUCAGUAGUCAACCAGGAUUUGACAGUUUCCCUACUGUUUCCACCAAGAGACCAGGGAUUGAUCCUGUUAAGUUCCCCUUUCCAGCCCUGGUGUUUUUCUGAAUCCUGCAACUGAAUAGAGAGGAAAUCACCAGUGUUGAUCUGUGGGAAAAGUUCUCUACUCCUACCAAUCCCUUUGCUAAUAUUAACAAAGUCCAAAAUACCUGAGAAUUGUCUAUUUUGCACCUCUUCAGCAUUCCAGUGGGGGGAGUUUACCUGGGGGAAGGACAUUUGACAUGGGUUAGUUAGAAUGAGCAGUAUGAAAAUUUGCUUUCAUGGUUACAUACUGUUGUUUCUCUUUCUUAAUUGUGCUUUGGUGGUUUUAAUAUUGUGCCAGGGAUGGGAAAGGGGUUGGGGGUUGUGUGUGGGGAGAGUGCUUACUGUAUUUUCUUCGGUGUUACUGUUCUUGGUAAUUGAUACCUGUCUUCUUUCACUCAUUCUUUCAAAAUAAAGAUUUUUGAAAUUUGGA